ACUGCUGCGUACGAACAAACGGGCAUGAAAAGCCUCAUGGUGAACUGCGGCGCAAAACUAAAGCUCAUCGAGGACUCAAACCUAUUGAUUUCAAGAAAGCAGAUAAAGUCAAAGUUCUGGCUGGAGAACACAGCGCUGCCGAGUUUGGACUCUAAAACAGUAUUCGGGUACGAGGAUGAGGAAAGUUUUACCCCUGGCAGGUUUGCGAGGAAGGAAGCUAGCCUGAACAUCACAAUUCCGAGCGUGGGCAUUGAUUCCAGUUUCGGCUUUUCUAAGGCUACCCGGGAGCCAGGGAGCUCGGCGGGUACAAUGGCAGCCCUUACUGUGUGGGCAUGGCGAGAUCCAAAGACACCGGGUCUGAAUCUGAACUUCAAAAUGACAGCCAACAAACGUACGCACUAUGUGUUCGCCCUUCUACGGUAUCCCGGAAAGCUUGAUCACAGCCUGACCAGUGUAGUCGACAUGAAAGCGCGACAGCACAUUCUCAACAUCACCCGCUGGUCGCAACCGAUUUUAAACGCGGAGACCAGCUCCUAUCAACUGCAGAUGAGUGUUGAAGUUGGCAAUGGUCUGCGCCAAUUGGAAUUGAAUCAGACCUGCAUCACAAUGGGUACUGUUCCCUCGACUCUCUAUACUACCAAUGUCAGUAUGGUUCUAAUGCCAGACAGGAAGAUUAACGGUAGAGCGCUGUUGGACAUACGUCAGCUACCCUGGUGGAUUAUUGCCAAUCCGACUGCCGGAAAGUCCAACAGGCUGACCGCGAAGUUGAAUCGAGAUGGCAGCAGGUCAUUGCGUUGUUCGCUAGAGGGCGAGGCCGCUGACAGCAGUACAAUGAAGUUCAAGUUCAAGGCGGAUAAACAGGAGACCGCGGCGGGUGAUGUGUCAGUCAUGCUGGCCGUUGUACCGGGUCAACCCACUGAGACCUUUAAGGGCAUCUUCUACAAGUCCACUUCGCAGUACGCUUUUACAGAGUCGGAACACGCCUGCAGCCACGAGGGUGAAUGGAACGGUAACCGGGGCUAUGCUCCGGGUAUGCCUUUCCGUUUCGGCGUCCAGUACAAGCACCAACCAGAUUUUCGGCAGGGCAGCAUUAACGUCUACGCAGAAGACACCAACCUUGGCAAGGCGACCGACUUUGAGCUGGCGGAAGCUCUCUAUGAGUACAGCGUCAAGGGCCCAGACGGCGGUGUCAGAAACGAUGGAGUCUACCAGCUGAGCAGUGAAUACAUGCUGAACUGGCGGCGUUACCUCAGUCGCGGCGUUGCGGGCACCCAGGGCUUUCUGAACGCCAACCUGAGCCGAGACUUCAUGCAGGGUGACCUCAGCUUUAGCACCCAUCUCACUGACUUUGCACAGUCCAGUCUAGAGGUCAGUAUGAACUACGUGAAGAAGGAGAAGAAUCUUCUGGUGACCUCCAAUGCGCAACUAGAGGGCAGUCCUGUCUACAUAGCGGAGUUAACUGUGGAGGAGAGUGGCGACAACCGGACAGUUGAUUUUUUCUUGGAGACUACUAAAACUGCCGAGGUGAAAGCCGCCAAUCUGACCGCCCCAUGCAGCUCGCCCGAGGAUAUUAAUCAAGCGUGUCCACUGACCUACCAACCGGCCCCACGCAUCUCAGCCAAGCACUUUCUUCAAGUCUCCUUUAUAGACGGACUGCGCCAGACUCAGUUGAAAUCCAAUCUCUUAAAGGACCCGAUUUUCAUUGAGACAAGCAAAACUGAUGAGAGUGAGGCUGUUGCCAUCUAUCGCGGGCUGCUUGAAGAUCGCAGCGAUCCCAUCGCAAUAGCCUCAUACGAGCUGGCUUACAGCGGACCACAGGAGUCCAAACGCCAGCUGCGCUUGGAAAAGGGUGGAAAGGUCUACACUGUCAGCGAUCUGCGAACAGUAGGCGAACUGCAGGUUCAACACGGUAUGUUACCUUUCGUGCGAUAUUGA
Messenger RNA from Dibothriocephalus latus, 1935 nucleotides. NCBI's taxonomy places the organism in Eukaryota, Metazoa, Platyhelminthes, Cestoda, Diphyllobothriidea, Diphyllobothriidae. The record is from the annotation of a GenBank genome assembly.